AUGAGUUCCCAGAAUUUGCACGUUUGCAUUAUCGGAGCCGGUAUAGGAGGCCUGGUAUGUGCAAUUGCUUGCCGCCAGCAAGGCCUAUCAGUCGAAAUCUUUGAGCAGGCACCUGAAAUCUUACCGAUUGGCGCUGGCAUACAAGUUCCUCCCAAUGCAACUAGAGCCCUCGACAGGCUCGGAUUGAUGCCAGCGAUGAAAACGGCGGGUAAUGAGGUGAAGGCAAUAAUCAUGCGACGCUACCAGGAUGGAGCAGUACUCAACCGCAGAGAGUUGAAACAUGACAGUCCAUGGAUUCUGAUUCAUCGAGCCGAUUACUUAGAUGUCCUCAUGAACAGACUCAAGGAACUAGGCGUCCCCAUUCAUCUCGACUCAAAAGUUGAAAACGUCGAUUUUGAGGCCGGCAAGCUGUACCUCGCAAAUGGGAAGGUGGCUACUGGGGAUGUGAUUAUUGGUGCUGAUGGUUUGUGGUCUGCGACAAGAUCUAAGAUGCUGGGACAUGUAUCCGAACCUUAUGAGACCGGAGACUUGGCAUACAGGGCAACUUUUACAAGAAAGCAGCUCGAAGACUUGAAUGAUCCACGUGUGGUAUCGCUAUGUAGCAGCAUGGAGUCAAAUGUUUGGUUUGGCCCCGAAAAGCAUAGCGUAUUGUACCCAGUCAAGAACGGAACGCAAUUCAACAUGGUACUUGUUAGACCGGACAAUCUUGCCAAAGGCAAGCGGACCGAAAAAGGUGAUAUUGAUGAGAUGAGAGACACUUUUGUUGGUUGGGAUGAUGUUCUCACGAAGAUCAUUAGUUGUAUAUCUUCCUGUUUGAAAUGGAAGCUUAUGCACCAUGACGAGCUCGAGAGCUGGACAAAGGGCACUGUAGCAUUGCUCGGCGAUGCCUGUCACCCUACACUGCCGUACCAAGCCCAAGGCGCUGCUAUGGCGGCCGAAGAUGGCACAGUGCUUGGUCUUCUGCUGGGUAAAUUGAACAGCAGUCUCCGCAACAACAUUAUUCGUCGUGACAAGCAACGAUCUUCCAUAAUUGAGAUUCUAGGCCUGUACGAGCAAUGCCAAAAGAGAAGAACAACCACCAAUGUACUUGGUGCCAUCGGCAAUCAACAUUUCUACCACAUGCCAGACGGCCCGGCACAGCAAGCACGCGAUGAAGAGCUGAAACGACACACUUAUACGAAUGAGAAGUCGCGGCACACAUGGUGUGACAUGAACUAUGUUACGGAGUUAUUGGAUUAUGAUGUCUGGGCUGGCGCCGAGAACAUAUACGAGAAGUGGGAGAAAGGAUAUACGCAAAAUGGGGAGAUUUCCUCAGUGCUUUGA
This is a messenger RNA of Exophiala spinifera, 1323 nucleotides long. RefSeq lists its product as uncharacterized. The transcript has 6 exons. Gene Ontology annotation, molecular function: monooxygenase activity; FAD binding. Bases 1 to 1323 code for a protein of 440 amino acids. Gene Ontology annotation, biological process: secondary metabolite biosynthetic process. NCBI's taxonomy places the organism in Eukaryota, Fungi, Ascomycota, Eurotiomycetes, Chaetothyriales, Herpotrichiellaceae. The record is from RefSeq and is a predicted model, not a curated record.